AUGUUUGUGAACAACCUCAGAUGCGUGCGUAUGCGUUGGAUGAUACUGAGCAAAAUUUGCAUGCACCCGUACUUGCUACAUGCUCCGCUCGACAAAGAUGGUGCCAUUGUGGUGAAUGAGAAUCUGGUCAAAGCGUCAGGCAAAAUGAUGUUACUCGACAGGCUUCUUUCAAAACUAGUUCCGCGUGGUCACAAGAUUGAUGCGUUUAAUAAAGACAAAAGCAUUUCUCUCUUUCUACUCAGUACUCGGUCAGGUGGUCUCGGAAUUAACCUGACGGCUGCCGACACCGUUAUCUUUUUUCAGAGUGACUGGAAUCCUCAGGCUGAUCUGCAGGCCGAAGAUCGUUGCCACAGAAUUGGCCAGGACAAACCCGUCCUGGUAUUCAGGUUCGUAGUUCAAGGAACGAUCGACGAGAUCGUUUUCAACCGUGCAUCAACGAAACGACGAUUGGAGAAACUUGUCAUUCAUUCCGGUAACUGA
This is a messenger RNA of Soboliphyme baturini, 480 nucleotides long. NCBI's taxonomy places the organism in Eukaryota, Metazoa, Nematoda, Enoplea, Dioctophymatida, Soboliphymatidae. The record is from the annotation of a GenBank genome assembly.